Zea mays is the source of this 876-nucleotide messenger RNA. RefSeq lists its product as uncharacterized. The record is from RefSeq and is marked validated. NCBI's taxonomy places the organism in Eukaryota, Viridiplantae, Streptophyta, Magnoliopsida, Poales, Poaceae. The transcript has a single exon. Bases 119 to 493 code for a protein of 124 amino acids.
ACGUACCUUACUCACACCCCCACUGUAUAUUCCCGCACGCGCGACGCACGGACCAGGGCGGCGGGGCGGGGGCGGGCGACCUCUCCUCGCUUCACUUGACGACGUUCACGUCCGUGUGAUGGCGCAGCGGGAGGCGCGUGCGGCGGAUAAGGCGGUAGCUGCCGGCGGCGGGGAGACGAGGGACGCCAGCCACGUCGCGCUGGAGAUGGGCGGCGGCGUGGGGGAGCUGCGGGCGGGGCAGAGUGCGACGGCGACGGCGUGGGCGUGCGGGGCGGCCGCGGCGGGCGUGGGGCUGGCGGGGGCCGGCGCGCUGGUGUGGUGGGCGCUGGCGUUCCGCCCGGCGCGCCAGCAGACGUGGAUGGUGCCCGUGGGCCUCGUCCUGCUCGGCACGCCGCUCCUCGCCUGGCUCUCCCUGUCGGCCUCCGGCGCGUGCCGCUGGCUCUCCCGCCUCCGCGGCCACCAGCCGCCCGUCCGCCCGGCCCCGGAGCGAUGAUGAUCACGCAUGGCGACGAUGCAUGGUCCGUGGUUCCGUCUCUCCGUGCGCGGCACGCAGGAUCGCAGAUCCAGUGUAGGCUGGCGGGGCCUUCGCGCCUGCCUUGCCUUGCCUUGGGUGUACAUUUUUUUUUCUUCUUCUUCUUCCCCCCGGCGGGCGGUCUCUUCUUUCCGUUCCCCUGUUCUUGUGUGAACCGGAACGGACAGCAGCUUCUUGCUAGUAGUAGCAAAACUAGGCACGGCACGAGUGUUGUUGUAGAUUUGCAAGAGGCUUCGGUUGCGUGGAUUUUUGUUUGUUUUGUUUAGUUGGCAUGCGAUGCGAACAUGCAUCUCGGGGUCAGCAUUCGAAUACGAAAUUCAGAUGCAGUAGAAUUUUACACAACA